GACAGUUUAUAAGCGUCUUUCAAGAGGGGUGAAUGUGCUUUGUGUUGUUUUAUUUUUAACGGUUUGUUGACAAUAAUAAUUAACGUACGCGCUAAGAUAUUGAUAAUUUGUGAACAUUAUUACUUGGUUGAUGUGGAAAGAGUGGCUCGUGCACAAUGGCGACGCAAGCGGAGGUUGGGGUAUCAGAUUUUGUCCUCCUGGACAAUUUGACUACGGACAACUUUAUCGAAAAUUUGCAUUUGAGAUUCCAACACAACAAAAUCUACACAUACAUCGGUGAGGUGCUGGUGUCAGUGAACCCCUACAAGACCCUCGACAUCUACGGGCAGCAGCACAUGGCGCAGUACCGCGGCCGGGAGAUGUUCGAGGUGCCGCCCCACGUAUACGCCGUGGCCGACGCCUGCCAGAGGGUACUGAGGCAGCAGGGCCGAGACACGUGCGUGCUGAUAUCUGGCGAGUCGGGCUCGGGCAAGACGGAGGCGUCCAAGUUCAUCAUGAAGUACAUCGCCGCUAACACCAUGCAGCUGCACCGGGAGUACAUCGACAGAGUUAAAAAUGUGCUGAUCCAGUCGAACUCAAUCCUGGAGACGUUCGGCAACGCCAAGACCAACAGGAACGACAACUCGUCGCGCUUCGGCAAGUACAUGGACAUCCACUUCGACUACAAGGGCGACCCCAUGGGAGGCCACAUCAGCAACUACCUGCUGGAGAAGAGCAGGGUGGUCAGUCUGCAGCCCGGCGAGAGGAACUUCCAUUCCUUCUAUCAGCUUCUCAGUACAAACAACGCGCACACCAAAAAGUUCGGUCUCAGUUCGAGCGCGUCGUACAAGAUAUUGGGCAACGAGCGCACCACCGCACAGGACUCUAAGCUCUACAGCCUCACCAAUAGCGCCUUUAGUGCUUUGGGCUUCUCGUCCUCAGUGGUCGAUGAUAUCUGGAGUAUAGUCGCGGGAGUUAUAUUGUUGGGCGAGCUGACGUUCGCCGAGUCAGCGGACGGGCACCUGAGCGUGGGCGGGCCGGUGAAGGCGUGCGUAGGCGCGCUGGGCGUGUCGCAGGAGGCGCUGCAGGCCGCCAUGGCGGGCCGCAUCCUGUCGGCGGGCGGCGACCUGGUCAGCAAGGAGCACAGCCUGUCCGACGCGCACUACACGCGCCUCGCGCUCGCCAAGGCGGCCUACGACCGCCUCUUCACGUGGAUUGUGCAGCAGAUCAACAAAGCGAUCGAGUCGCCGCAGAACUCGUACCGCAGCUCGCUGAUCGGCGUGCUGGACAUCUACGGCUUCGAGAUCUUCGACACCAACAGCUUCGAGCAGUUCUGCAUCAACUACUGCAACGAGAAGCUGCAGCAGCUCUUCAUCGAGCUGGUGUUGAAGCAGGAGCAAGAGGAGUACGCGCGCGAGGGCAUCCAGUGGACGCCGGUGCAGUACUUCAACAACCGCGUCAUCUGCGAGCUGGUGGACGCGCCGCACCAGGGCAUCAUCGCCAUCAUGGACGAGGCCUGUCUCAACCCUACCAAGAUAUCGGACACGCAGCUGCUGGAGGCGAUGGACAAGCGGCUGAGCGCACACAAGCACUACACGUCGCGCCAGCUGUCGCCCACCGACAAGAAGCUCAAGCACGGCGUCGACUUCAGAGUCACUCACUACGCGGGUGACGUCACGUACGCCAUCACAGGCUUCAUGGACAAGAACAAGGACUCGCUUUGGCAGGACCUCAAGCGGCUGCUGCACGCGUCGCGCAACGCCUCGCUCGCUGCCAUGUGGCCGGAGGGCGGCGCGCAUAUACAGAAGACGUCAAAGCGGCCGCCGUCAGCAGCGACGCUGUUCCGCAACUCCAUGUCGGCGCUGGUGGCGGGGCUCACCAGCAAGGAGCCCUUCUACGUGCGCUGCGUCAAGCCCAACCCCAUGCAGACGUCCGCGCACUGGGACGACCAGCUCGUCCGGCACCAAGUGGCAUACCUGGGGCUGGUGGAGAACGUGCGCGUGCGGCGCGCGGGCUUCGCGUCCCGCCAGCGCUACGACCGCUUCCUCAAGCGCUACAAGAUGCUGUCGCAGUACACGUGGCCCAACUUCCGCGGCGCCAGCGACAAGGAUGCCGUCAUGGUGCUGCUGCGGGACCUGCAGCUCACGGAUGUGCAGUUCGGACAUACUAAGCUGUUCAUCAGGAGCGCGCGGACGGUGCACAGCCUGGAGGCGUCGCGCGCCGAGCUCAUCCCGUCCAUCGUGACGCUGCUGCAGAAGCUGUGGCGCGGCACCGUCGCGCGCAUGCGCUACAGGAAGAUGAAGGCCGCGCUCGUCAUCUUCAACGCUUGGAAACGUUACCGCUUCCGUCGCUACAUUGUGGAGCUGCAGACGGAGUUGCAGAGGCACCGCGGAGUCGUCAAGCGCUGGCCGCCCGCGCCGCGCCGCGUGGCCGUGGCCCUGCUGCAGGGCGCGUACCGCCGCUGGCGCGCCUACCUCACGCUUAAGCCCAUCCCGCGCGAGCAGUGGCCGCAGCUCAAGCUCAAGAUAUCCGCCGCGAGCGCGCUCAAGUCGCGCAGGAGCCAGUGGGGCGCGGCCAGGCUGUGGAAGGGAGACUACCUCGCCAUCAACUCCUAUAACGACAAGGCUGCAUCGUACCAGUCCGCGAUGUCGAGCCUGCACCGGUCGCAGAACGUGGGCAAGGCGCUGUUCUCGUGCAAGGUGCACAAGUUCAACCGGUACAACAAGCUGGCGGAGCGCUGCCUGCUCGUCACCGACACGGCCAUCUACAAGCUGGACGCCGGCUCCUUCAAGCCGCUCAAGAAGCCCACGCCCAUCACUGAGGUGGGCGCUAUCCGCGUGAUGAGCGGCGAGGCGCAGCUGGUGGUGAUCAGCGUGCCGUCGGCGCGGAACGACCUCGUGGUGGGACUGGUGCCCGCCAGGCCGGACCCGCCCGGCGCCGCGCCCGACCUGGUCGGCGAGCUGGUGGGCGUGUUGGCGCACAGGUAUCAUUUACUGACCGGCUCUGAGCUGACAGUGGAGGUGGAGAGCGGCGCCACCACGCGCUGCACCCUGGGCGGCAAGAACAAGGCGCUGCAGCUGCCGGCGCCGUCGCCCGCCACGUCGCCGGCGCACGAGCCCGCCGCGCCGCCCUUCACGCACGCGCACAACGUCAUCACCUACCACCCCGCCUCCGCCAUGGCGUAGCCACAACCCAUGGUACCAUACACCAUAUAUGUAGACGAGAACCGCUAGUGCAUUCAUACAUGUUCACACAAGAACGACUUUUGUACAUGUUUAUAUCUUGCAUCAAACAUGCGCCUCAAAACUGAGGCUAACGGAGUAAAAUAGCUAACUGUCUGGCUAAUUUAAUUUAGCCAUAUUAAAGAACGAAAAUAAUUUAUACAAAUAAUACCUAAAUAUUGUUUACAAUGUCGAGUUGUCUGUUCAGUAAAUCUAAAUGUUAAUAAAUAUAAAAUAUACGUAAACACAAGAUUUCGCAUGUAUGCGCUCAGUGGAGCAGUUAAAAAAUCUCUUGUCGUGGAGAUUUUGUAGCCAUAUCUAAUAGUAUAAAAUAUACCAUUGCAUACAUACAUAGACGUUUUGAUAAUGUGGAAUACACUUUGUAUGUAAAUUUUACAAGUAGUUUGGUAUCACACACACACUACAAAGAACUACGAAUUUUCAAAAAUUGAUGUAUUAAGAUACAGUUUUUCGAGUUUUUCGAUUCAGUCAAAAUUCGAUACAAAAGUGACUCAGAUUGAUGAUAAUAAAUGAAAUUCGUACGUGUACUUAUGUCUGUCAUACGUACACGCGUACAUACUUACCGCGUUUUAUAUAUGAACACCAAAUUGUGUACAAAUAUUACCAAAAAUUUGGUAUGUAACUUGAAUAAACAAGUACGUGCAAUACUUGCGUACUUAUUUUAAAUUUGAAAUCGCUGGCGUAAGAUUAUAAUAAUAUUGAAAAGUUUUCGUUAUUAACGAUACCACCAAUUACUUUUUGUGAUAAAAGUCAGUUUUAGAAUUUAAAAAACAAAUACAUUUUUAUAGAUAGUUUCAGCGUAGCGCACAUUACAUUUUUUGUAAAAUAACAGUCUAUCACACUUUCGUCCGUCCCGAGAACCACACGUUUAUUUCUCAAAUGCUUUACUCAAUGAAGUUGUUUUGUAAAACGCUCUUAAGUCUAGCAGGUUAGGCUGGUUUUAUUCUGAAGGACACUGAGUUAGCGAAUAACUCAGCAUGUGGCAUUUUAUCAAUAUGUCAUGACUAUAUCCGGCAAAAUGAAAAUUAUUUUCUUUUGAUGAAAUAGAUAGAAUAGAGAUAUAAAUAUGAUAUGUCCAUGUACAACAAUUUGUUUAUUGCUACUUGAAAACUGUUUUACCGUACGUUUGUAUGCUCUUUAUAUUAAAGUGUAGUGAGAUAUAUGACAAAAAAAGUUUUAGUCGUAAUAUUAUUUAUAACAUGGCAAGCUUUUCAUGUUUCUAUGAAUUCAAGGCAUUUUUUUGGGUGCAUGUACACCACAGAAUGUCCAAAUUAAAGCAAACAUUUCUUACACAAUCCAAUAUGUAUGCAUCUUUAUUGUGUAUUAUAAUUUUUAGAUACUGUAAAUUACUAAUAUGUAUUUUACGAUGGUACUUAAAAUGUUACGUCCAAAUUUCUAAAGGCUAAAUACCGUGUAAUAUUGUUACCAAUGGAAUUUUGCUAUUUCAAAAAUAGUAAUGAUCAUCACAAAAUAUGUUUACGUUUUUAAAUGAAUUCUAAGUAAUAAUAGUUUAUUUGCAAAUGUUGUUAGUUAGUUUUUGUGCCAAAGUGGCUUAAGGGUCAGCGUAGACCUACGACAAAUUUCGGUAUUUCAUUGUUAUUAAAUCACCGCUUAAACAUGUAGGCAGUGCCUGCUUAGAAAUUUGUAAGAAUGCAUUUCAAAUAAUUAUUUUAAUUUUUGUUAUGUUAAAUUCAUUUGUUUUAAGUAGGUUUCCAUAAAUGCUUUUAUGAAAAUUAAUUUUUCUCUGAGUGUGGUGACUCCACAUUCGGUACAUGAAGUGUGUAAUGCCGCUAGGUCUGCGUUGACCCUAACGCAAUUUUUAGAAUAAUUCAAGUAUAAAUUACAUAUUUAAAUCACAGCAAUGUUUUGGAGAUGACUGAUGUCCUUAUUUUUAAUAGGAUUAUUCAAAUAUUCUUAUGAAUUAAUAAAUAACUUUUUAAAAAUCGGUCAUGUGCGCUAAGUUUAAGUUUGAAUAAUUUCAUUUGAACCAAGUUUUAUUUUGAAAAUAUUUGAACAGUCAAUAACAUGAUAUAUUUUUUUAUUAAUUUAAUGUUUAAUUUAAGGUUAUAGUUAAUUUAUUCGUAGUAUUUUAAUGUAAUAAAGUGAUAAUUUUGUACGACCCGACACUUAUUAUUAUUUUAUUGUUCUAGGGUUUAAUAAUUUAAUUAUUUUUAGGUCCAAAUAAUAACACUUCUUUAUAAUGGCUAUAAUUUUUUGUUAUUUGUGAUUAAUUUAAUACAUAUAAUACACAGCCAGUUAAGGUCAUAUUUCGUGCACUAGGAAGAGAUGCAUAAUAGAUGUCUUCGUCAUAUACAGUAAGAGUCCAGCGGCGUGCAUAGUGCUUUUAACUAGAGUGGGCUCUAUAAUGAAUUGUACAAUUCCUUCUCGCACGGCACUAGAUUUGACUGGUAUGGUUGUCGGUGAAGUAACAGUCGAACAUGAGAUUUAACACCUAUGCAUCAAGAUGGGGGCAGAUUGGGGCAUAGGAUGUCUUCCUAGCUUGAAGAGAUGGCUCACCACUGACCAUCAGGUGGACUGUCAGCUUGUACACGUGUAUUUGUUAAUGUAUCCGAGACGGUAUUACUUACUUAAGUUGAUUAAUUUAAUUUUAUAAAUGUAAUUAUUAUCAUUGUUGAUUAAGCCUCGUAUUCAUUAGUUGGCAAAUUGAUCAAUAAACAGAUGUAUUGAACAUGUUUGUUGUUCGUAGUGAAAUAGAAAUUCAAACACAAAUUAGUGAAAUUUAACACCUAAUGGUGGUUAUUUGUUAUACACACGUGUGUUUUAUUUUUUUUAGCUUCAUUGCCGAAAAACAAAGAUGAAUAUGUCUGUAUGUAGUAAAAAGCUUUUUGGACACUAAAAACAGCAAGAUAUUUGUGUAUAAUGAAAAGUACGUUAUUUAAAAUGUAUACUAAUGAAUACGACGCUUUAUGCGAAUGUGUUACUCAAGGCGUCGUCGGUUGCGUUUUAAUUUGCAUCACUACAAUAAUAGAAUAAUAUUUAAAAAAAAAAAAGUUUUACCCGACUAAUAUGCCAAAUAUGCUUUACUCUAAAAAAGCGAAAAAUAACAUCGUACCUAUGUCCUUUCUAUUGAUCAGUUUGAAGGCGGUGCGGUGGUGGUGUGGAAAGGAAAAUAAACUUUAAGAGCCUAUGUGGCAUAUUACCGCCUUCAAAUUGAUCAAUAGAAGUCGAUUAUUUUUUUGUUGUUAAAAAGAUUUACAAAAAACUAAUUUGAUUUGUGUCUUUCAUUUUUAAAUCUUUUGUGUCCGAGCAUAAUGAUCGAAAGUGCCAGAGUAUGUAUUAUAGUCUGGCAAGUUCAUUGAUGAUAUGCGGGCGACGGGGGGAAAGACUGCGCGGGUGUGAAAUCGUGCGUGCGGGGAAGUGAGGUGCAUCAGUCGUGGCUUUUUGAUUCAUUGCUACACGCCCCACGGCCCGCGCGGACCAUCGGUAGUGUUACGAACGAAGUUGCCAAGCUAUAGUAGUAUACCGUUAGAGAAUAGCUCUGCAGGUAUGUAGCUAUUCGAUUCGGUAACAGUAAUGUGUGGGUCAUCUCCCGAUGAAGUUGGGCGGGGGUAUGACGUUAUCCCCCUGUUCUUGCAACCCCUUUAGGGUCUGAGGCCUUGUCAUUGAAUAAAAAAACUCGAACGACCAACUUUGACGUAUUUAGCACACACUUACAAAAAUCAACAUGUCAAAUGUGCAAUAACUACCUACUGUAUGAUAUCCACAAAGUAUAAUCUUUUACCAAUAAUCUCAAUCACGUAAUUAAAGAAUUACUAGCAAUAGCUCCAAUUGACCAUUUAACAUACGUCAAAGUUAUUGAAUUGGCCAGCAAUCGAAUAGAUAUUAUUUAUUCGCGCACUCGACACUGUUUUGACGCAAACUCUAUCGCAACCGCGUUCGCAUCGCUAUAGCUUCGCUUUCACUGUUGAACAACGAAACGAGUUGUGACAUUUUUAUAAGUAUUAUAUUAUUAUUGUAAUGUAUUUAAUUGUAUGAAUAGUUUGUAUAUAGUUGUUGAGUUGUGUUGUGAGUGAUAACUUGUGCCUUCACGUGGUGCCAUGCGGUCUGUACGGUGAUACAGUAAUAAACGACCUUCAUAUUUACUUUUUA
Messenger RNA from Bicyclus anynana (squinting bush brown), 7331 nucleotides. It is a transcript of the gene Myo31DF, whose product is annotated as unconventional myosin ID. Gene Ontology annotation, cellular component: plasma membrane; myosin complex; cytoplasm. The transcript is spliced from 17 exons. Gene Ontology annotation, molecular function: microfilament motor activity; ATP binding; actin filament binding. Bases 156 to 3164 code for a protein of 1002 amino acids. Lineage: Eukaryota; Metazoa; Arthropoda; Insecta; Lepidoptera; Nymphalidae. Gene Ontology annotation, biological process: actin filament organization; vesicle transport along actin filament. The record is from RefSeq and is a predicted model, not a curated record.